Molecule: messenger RNA, 1110 nt
Organism: Colletotrichum destructivum
Lineage: Eukaryota; Fungi; Ascomycota; Sordariomycetes; Glomerellales; Glomerellaceae
Exons: 3
Coding region: 1-1110 (369 amino acids)
Source: RefSeq, a predicted model, not a curated record
AUGCGAUUCAAGUUGUCUCACGCGGUCCUUUUGGGCCUGGUGGCCAUAGUUCCCCUCGGUAACGCUCAUCCUUACGGGGUGAAUCUUAGCCGACGAGGCGUCACCAGCGGUCUCAUUGCCGCGGAGACCACCGAUGACGCGACGCUCGCCAGAGUGGCGGUCGACGAAGCCAGACGCCGCUAUCUUCUUGAAGCCAUCGACCUUCGAGGAAUCCCAAAGCUCGGAGACAAGCCCCCAAAUGACAAGGAUUUACCUGGAACUCCAGGAGGUAAACCGGGCUCGGGCGAGAACAAACCCGGCGACGGUGCCGGAACCCCCGUUGGCACCGGACUCGCACCAAAGUUCGCCGAUGCCAACUUGGAGGCGGCGCGAAACAAGGGCGAAACCCUGAGCAAGAGUCUCGAUGAUGCCAUUUUCAAUAAUGCGCCAGAGCCUGAGAAAAAAGACCUGGAUAGCUUGGGAUAUAAAAAAAGAGGGGGCGAGGCGGCACCUAUCAUCCAAUACCAGAGUGAGAUAGGCAAGCCUACUUAUCUCACCAAAUUCAGCAUCAAUGAGGUGAUGAAGGGAUCAUGGAAGAAACGCAUAACAUUCCGCGCUGACGCCGACGGACGCUCCAGCGAACGCUACCCUAUCAUGGUAACCUACGCCAAUCCCACAGACGGGGCCGUCUUCAUUAAGGAGAGCUGGAACAAGGACCGCGACCAACCAGUGCCCAAGGCAACAUGGACGGACAUGGUGAGCGACCAAUGGAUGAUCGUGGCCAAGCAAGACACGAAGAACUUGAAGUACGUCAUCCGCGACAACAUCCAGGACAUCAACACCAAGGACAGCAGCGGAAUCACUCUCAACACGAAGGUCGCCAUUGAUGAGAUAUUCAAGUCGAACCCGAGGGCCAAGAAUGACGAGACACUCACUCUUGACCGCGAAUCUGCCAAUGACAAAGACAAAGCUGACUACGAGCUCCUCGCGGCGCAGACACACGUAGCUCGCGUCAUCCAGUGGCUCAAAGACCGUCAUGCUUCCUUGGGAGACAAGAAGAUCAAGACUCUCCAUGUCAAUACUGUAGAGGGUCCUGGCAACCAGCACAGCAUUAUUAUUGAGCUUGCCUAG